UUCACGCUGGCGCUGCUGUCUGGCGCCUGCGCUGGCACGACGGUCGACAUCGCGCUCUACCCACUCGACACGCUCAAGGUGCGGCUGCAGUCCGAGAAGGGCUUCAUGGCGGCCGGCGGCUUCCGCGGCGUCUACACAGGCGUCCUCGCCACCGCUUUGGGCGCCGCGCCGGGUGCCGCCUUCUUCUUCUCGGCGUACGAGGGGUUCAAGCCCAUCUUCCGCUCGCUCAACGGCGGCGUCGAGCACCCGCUGCAGCACUCGUGCUCCGCCUCGGUCGGCGAGGUCGCCGCCUGCCUCGUCCGCGUGCCGACCGGCGUCGUGACGCAGCGGAUGCAGGCUCGGUACUCGAACUUCCUCGAGGCGGUGCGCGGGAUCGCGGCGCAGCCGGGCGGGCUGUCGACCUUCUACCUCGGCUUCUGGACGACGGUCGCGCGCGAGAUCCCCUUCUCCUUCAUCCAGUUCCCCAUGUACGAGGGCCUCAAGAAGGCCCCGCUUCUCGCAGGCGCAGUGUGCGGCUCGCUCUCCGGCUCCGUCGCGGCGGCGCUGACGUGCCCGCUCGACGUCGUCAAGACGCGGAUGAUGCUCGGCUCAAAACCCGCCGCAGGCACGCUCUCCUCGCUGCGCACCAUCGCCGCCGAGGAGGGCGCGGCGGCGCUGCUCAAGGGCAUCGGGCCGCGCGUGGGGUGGAUCUCGAUCGGAGGCAGCCUCAUC
Molecule: messenger RNA, 711 nt
Organism: Emiliania huxleyi CCMP1516
Lineage: Eukaryota; Haptophyta; Isochrysidales; Noelaerhabdaceae
Product: mitochondrial carrier
Exons: 5
Cellular component (GO): mitochondrial inner membrane
Molecular function (GO): S-adenosyl-L-methionine transmembrane transporter activity
Source: RefSeq, a predicted model, not a curated record